GAAAGGCGCAGCGGGGAGGGCGGGAAGGAGGCGUUGCCGCGGCCUCGCCGGUGGCCGGGGCUCUGCCCCGCCGCGCCGAUGUCCCACAGGGCGCGAAGGGGGCAGGAGGAGGACGAGGAGGAAGCGCAGGGAGCGGCGAGGGGCAGCCGGGCGCGCCCUCAGAGCCAGGCGGAGCCCGCGGGCGGCGGCGGCAGGACUCAGGAGCGGCAUGAGAGGAAACGGAAGAGGCAGGAGGCGCAGCAGCUCCAGAAGCUCCAGCACCUGGAGUCCUUCUAUGAGAAACCCCCCCCAGGGUUAAUUAAGGAGAAUGAAACAAAGCCAGAAGACUGCAUACCUGAUGUACCAGGCAAUGAAGGUGCACGAGAGUUCCUGGCACAUGCCCCAACAAAAGGGCUUUGGAUGCCUUUGGGAAAAGAAGUCAAAGUCAUGCAGUGUUGGAGAUGUAAACGUUAUGGACACAGAACAGGAGACAAAGAAUGCCCCUUCUUUAUUAAAGGCAAUCAGAAAUUGGAGCAGUUCAGAGUAGCACAUGAAGAUCCAAUGUAUGAUAUCAUCAGGGAAAACAAGCGGCACGAAAAGGAGAUGAGGAUACAACAGCUGAAGCAGCUCCUGGAAGACUCUACCUCAGAUGAUGACGACAGCAGUGAUGAGGAAGAUGAGGACAGCAGCUCCACCUCCUCAGAAUGUAGAGAUAAACACAAAAAGAAGAAGAGAAAGAAAGAAAAGAAAAAGAAGGAAAAGAAGAAGAAAAAGAAGAAAAAGCACAAAUGAUCUGAGUGUAAGGAGAAGUCAGAAUCUGACUGACAGCAGUCACCUGCUGCAUGCUCAUUGACCUCUAUUGUAAACUGCAAGGAAGGGUCCAAAGAACAGGAAGAAAGCACCAGAAAGGGCUUUGUUCAAUUCAGUUCCAUCCAUCCAGCUGGAUACAUACAGCACCCCACCCUGGCUGUCCCCUCUGCGGCAUGAACCAGAUCUCUCUACUGUGAAACCUGCACUCAGGCUCAUCCCUCACGGUCACCUUGGGCCUGGCUGCAUUGCCACGCGUGGCUCAGCAGCAAGCCCUGACUACCAAGGGGCUGCCAACCAGUCUGCAGCACUGGCAGGCUCUCUCUUCAAGUGUCUUUUCUCCUUGAAGUGAUUUAAUUCUAUACAAAGCCUCCUUGUGCUGGAACAGCAGUUUGCACGGCGCAGAGCACUGGGGGUUCUCUUACUGCUUAUAAUGAGCAGGUUGUUUCUUUCUCUGCACCCUGCCUGCAUGCUGAAGUUCAGUCUACUGGGCUUAGUGCUGGCAGCAAGGGAAAUGAGAGCAGAGCUGAAGGAGGAAAAAGUUAAUCAAGGGCUUGACCUUAAGACAAAAUUGCAGUGUCAGCAGGAUGGGGUGGGUUUUUUGUGCAUAGCAAAAUCUCACAUCAUCACCAUUCACCUGUAUUCAUCUGCAACACCUAAAGCAUUCUCCAGCCCAUAGGAGUGGGAACCAAGUGUCAGAUGUUCAACCUCACUGUAAAGGAAGUGGCUUUAGUCAUUUAAAAGGCAGGGUUUGUGUUAGAAGUGACAAGCACUGAUUUCCAGCUCCACUUCAGGAUCAGUUGUUUUGAUACAUUUGAGGAAUUUUUCCUUUUAGAAAGGAAGAUCAAUUCCAAUUUUAAUGUUCUGCUUCCUAGACUUAUUUUAUGGAGCAGUAUUUUGUGAGUCAUCCCACACAACUGUAAAUGUGUAAGAUGUUCAGGAUGGCAUUUCAAUAUGCAUGGAAGCCACGGAGCAGGAGCAAAGAAUGUGCAAACAGGAAGUAGGGGUGGUUAUGUACUUAAUUGACCUUUUGACUGGCCACAUUUAGCUCUGUCAAAGCAUCUUUUUGAGUCCUCAAAGUACAAAGCUGUGAUUUGAGGACCCACAUGCUUUGUAUUGGUACUCUGCAAAAGGAAAAAGAGAUUUGCUUUGAAAAGGCUAAGACAGACUUACAGAGAAAUUAGCCUCUGUGCUUACACUGAGGGAAAAAACCCAACCAGAAAAGCUCUAAACAGCAGUAAAAGUGAAACUGAGAAAUGAUUAAAAUGCAGACAUUUGUUCUGUCUUUUUUCUUCUGAGAGCUUUGGAAAAAGAGAACAGUGUGAAGGAUAUAUUAAACCGUGUUUUCUCCCUCCUA
Molecule: messenger RNA, 2143 nt
Organism: Pogoniulus pusillus (Red-fronted tinkerbird)
Lineage: Eukaryota; Metazoa; Chordata; Aves; Piciformes; Lybiidae
Gene: RP9
Product: RP9 pre-mRNA splicing factor
Exons: 6
Coding region: 79-771 (230 amino acids)
Biological process (GO): RNA splicing
Source: RefSeq, a predicted model, not a curated record